Molecule: messenger RNA, 4158 nt
Organism: Vigna angularis (adzuki bean)
Lineage: Eukaryota; Viridiplantae; Streptophyta; Magnoliopsida; Fabales; Fabaceae
Product: protein FAR1-RELATED SEQUENCE 2
Exons: 5
Coding region: 3337-4119 (260 amino acids)
Source: RefSeq, a predicted model, not a curated record
UCUUCCCAGAAAAGUUUUUCUCUUUGGAGAACGCAAACAAGUACUUGUUUAGAUCUUUUGAUUCAUCUUCUACUCUUUGGCAACUACGGUCUCUCUGUGGGGAAACCUUUAUAUAUAUUUAUAUUUAUUUAUUUAUAUUGUUGUGUGUGUGAGAGAGUGAGCUAGAGUUUUAGAAGUUUUUCUGGUCAAAGUGAUUUUUGUCACGGUCUCUUUAGAUUUUAGGAUUAGGUUAACGAACAUGAGAUUGUGGUAGUCUUCUAAUAGAAGCAGAGUGUGAGUGUAUCUUGGAAGAUUGUGGAGUGUAGCGGGCUUUAGACGCUAAAGUCCAUUGUUGAACAAAAUGACUAUGGAGUUUGUGGAUUUGGUAAUUUGUGAUAAUACAAGUCUAGAAAGUGAAAUAAAAUUGAAUAGUUUAGUUUUUAGCAGAGCUAAACCUUUUAAUGGUUAAGCAGGGCUUCGUUAUUGUAUGAGGUUGAUGUUUAGGGUUUUGGUAAUUUCCUUUUCUAGUUAAAUUUCGCAAUUGAUAUCGAGAGGGAUUGAAAGAUCCCUUAUCCUUCAAUUUCCUUGUGUUAUCUUUGUUUAAACGAAAUUAUUCUUCGCUAAAAAUUAUAGAUUAAAAUCUCUCCUCAACAUCAACAUUUUUUAUUCCAUUGCUAUUUAUCUCGGGCUUAUUACUAAGUACAUGACUGCAACAACGAACUGCAUUUUUUAAUUGUGCAGUAUAGAUUUGAAUACACAAAUGCAUUAAAAUUUGGGUCAGGUCAAACUUUCUGCCUUGAUCUGCACAAAUGCAGAUAUGGACACUGUUUUCUCAACUUCCUUUAUUUAAGUGAUGAGCAAAUGAUUUUUCCCGGGAUAACUGUCAUAUGUUUUCCAAAGGAAAUUUGACACAAAUAUACUCUGAACAUUUCUAAUUCAUCCAUCAUACCGCUACUUAUAUCAUUUCAAUGUCAACGCCAUGAAGUUGCAAAUACAGAGUAAUCUCUUCCCUUUUCAUUUACUCACUUUUAAGAAAGAGCAAGAUACUGAAUCAUGCAUAUUACGUAAUAAAACUGUUCCUAAUUAGUAACAUGUUUUGGCAAAUCAAUGUAAGGCUUGGAGAAUAUUUUGCUAUUUUUUUGGUCAUGUGGAUCCAAAAUCAAUUAUGGAUUUAAGCAAUGUUAUCAAACCCACGAGUUGACUCGCAAACUCAUGAGUUUAGGAGUUUGGUCACUAUUCAUGAGUUCACUAGUUUGCAAACUCAUUUUCUAAUAGACUCGGAGUAGACUUGCUCAAACUUGGUUGACUCAGUAGACUUUUUAAGAAUAGUUAUGAACAAGUUUGGAAAAUAAUCGAUGAGAGGUGGAAUAAUCAGCUUCAUAGGCCUUUUGCACGCGGCUACAUAUUACCUUAACCCUUACUUGCACUACAAACCUAAUUUUAGAAAUGUUGAUGUGGAGGUAAAAGAAGGGUUGUAUAUUUGCAUGAAAAGAUUGGUCAAAGAUGUUGCAGAAAGGACAAAAAUUAAUUUGCAAGAACUCACGCAAGUCGUUGGAGGGUUAGCGCGAAACCUUGAACGAAACUCAAAAAGGGAGUCAAGUUUCGAUGAACGAGAAUUGAAGGGGGAGGAAGGAGAGCUCAGAAGAAGAAUUGGAGGAUGACAGAAUCGAGCUAGGUGAAACGAAGGGAAUUACCCACUUUUGAAGGUUUGGACCCAAUGGGAUGGGUCGCAAGGGCGGAAUAGUUUUUUGAGAUGCAGCGAGUUGCGGAAAGGGAGAAACUGCAACUAGCCUUUAUCUGUAUGGAAGGCAACGUCAAUUAUUGUUUUAGAUUAUGGAAAACUAAGGUCACAAAUCCUUCUUGGGAGGAUCUAUGAGAAGCAUUAGUUUGGAGGUUUGGAGGAAGAGACAGAGGAACCGUGUUUGAGAAGCUAGCGGCCAUGCAACAAAAGGGCACAGUGGAGGACUAUGUCCAAGAAUUCGAAAUGCUAGUGGCCCAAACGAAAGGGGUGACGGAGGAGCAACUUAUGAGAUAUUUUUUCGCAGGGCUACAAAACGAGAUUCGUAGCUAGAUCAGGCUGCACAAUCCCAAAGAUUUGCUAACAACAAUGGAAGUGGCGUGGGAUGUGGAAGAAGUCAACAAGAACCCAAGAACGAGCAAUGGGUCGACUAACAGAAACAGUCAAUUGUGGGGAAGGUAUCAAGGGGGGACAGGGACAGUUGCAAAGUCUGAUCCAUUCAGGGGAGGACAAAAUAUAAGUAUAAGUACCCAUAGUGACAGGGACAGUUGCAACAAGAACCCAUCGGAGAGUAUAAGUACAGUGAAGGAGGGGAAGGUGGAGCAGUGAUGUCCAAGACAGGAAGUAACUCCUUUGGUGAAACGAGAGGCAAAGGGGUAAGAAACUUACCUUACCCAGAGUACAUCAAAAGGAGGAAGGACGGAAGAUGCUUCCACUGUGGAGGGCUGUAUAGUCCAGGACAUCAAUUUCUUGAGAGGAGUAUGCGGGUGACUAUACUAGAAGACAAGGAAGAGGAGGAAGUGCAGAAAGAAGAGGAAAAAGAGCAAAAGCACAUGGAGCUAUCAUCUUUUUCCUCAGGGGGUCUCACACAACCUAAGACAAUGAAAUUACAAGGAUGGGUCAAUGGAAGGAAGGUGUUAGUGCUGGUAGAUAGUGGAGCCAGCCACAACUUUAUAGUCUAGAAGAUGGUGGCGCCUAGUGGAAGAGACACAACCAUAUAGGGUGUGUCUGUGGGAUGGACAGAGGAAGAAGACGCAUGGCUAUUGUAAUGGAGUGAUGGUGAGCUUGGAUGAAGUAGAGGUGAAGGAAAGGUCUUAUCUGUUUCAACUGGGUGGAGUUGAUCUCAUUUUGGGCGUUGCUUAGCUACCUACCCUAGGAGAAGUCAUGAUUAACUAGGGGACUUUGACAGUGGGGUUCAAGCAAGGAGGAAAAGAGGUAUUCUGUACCUCAAACUCAAAAUGUGAAUGACAUUGUUCCUCCACCUCUUAUCACAUAUCAGCGUUAGAGACAAUCUCAAACUCAGAACACUGAAGAUCCUUAAGACUCAAAUCCUCCUCCAUCAGAUCCCCAGACCAUGGAUCAUUCAUCCUCCUCGCCUUCUCUUGACUCAGAUGAUAAUUUACCCAUUGCCCUUCGGAAAGUAAUUUGAUGGACCAUUGUGGGUUUUAUAUCUAAAUCCAUCAAUUGAAGCAACUGAAGCUUACCAUGACAAACACAUGGCAUGCAAAUGGAGAAGACACAAUGGUUGAUCAAAGAUUGCGAAACAAUGACCGAAGAUUGUGAAAUAGUGGUGUUUGGAGAAAGACACAUGAUGGCCUUAGAAGAUAUGAUGUGGUUGUAUGAGAAGAUGUGAUACGAUUGUUGAUGAAGAUAUGAGUUGCAGAGCAAGAGAUCAUGAACAUGAGAAGGAGAUCUCGAGCAUGAGAGUCGAAUGUCCAAUGAUAAAAACGAGGCAGACUUUUAUGGAUUUUCUGGUGGUGGAUUCGGACAAGGCAAAUGAAACUGAGCGUUGCUGUCUAGAAGAGAGUACAAGUAUAUUUAAAGGAGUUGAAAUCCAAGAGCCUUAUGUGGGCAUGGAAUUUGAUUCCGAAGUAGCUGCUAGAAAAUUUUAUGUUGAUUAUGCCAGACGGGUUGGAUUUGUUGUACGCAUAAUGCAAAGGCGACGUUCUGGAAUUGAUGGGAGGACUCUUGCUCGCCGGCUUGGAUGUAACAAACAAGGAUUCUCACCAAAUACCAAGGGGGCAUUCGGACCAGAGAAAAAGCCAAGACCUAGUGCCCGUGAAGGUUGCAAGGCCACUAUCUUGGUAAAGUUAGAAAAAUCUGGAAAAUGGGUUGUCACCAGAUUUAUAAAGGACCACAACCAUCCUCUAAUUGCUACUGCUAAUGGAUUCGGCACAGUGGGUGAUAAAGAUAAGAAAAUUUCAGAACUUACAAUGGAGGUGGAACACCAAGAUCAACUUUGUCUUGCAUAUCGAGAAAAACUGCUCAGCUUCAUAAAAAAUGUUGAGGAGGAGACACGUGAACUAUCCACAAAAGUUCAACUCGUUGUUGAAAAUGUAAGGAGAGCUGAAUCAGAAUUGAAAAAAUGUUCACAGAACGUAAAGCCUUGGUGCUUAACCUGAUUGUAUAAAUGAGAACGAGUAUAGUAAAUAAUUUCACUA